ACUUCUCUUUCAAUGCUUAAAAGCGACUUUUCAGAAAAGAUUAAUCAUGAACUCUUUUGGAUUGGAUUGCGUCGGUGGAAAGGCGCAUGGGAAUGGUAUAACUUCAUUGCGCAAAAAAAAUUCACUUUUUCAAAAAAAGCUAACAGAAAACUUAGUUGUGGAUAUGGAGGCAAUAAAGAUGGAUUUGGCACGGCUUCCUGCUAUAGGCGGCUUCCUUUUCUGGUAUUCUGUUCGCGUGGAAAUGUUUUCGUUGCAGAGCUGUCGGAGAACGGUUCGUUUUGGAUUGGUUUAAGGUAUGUGGGCGACCAGUGGGUAUAUCCCGAUGGUACAAUUCCAAGCUUUUCGGACUGGGCAGUGGAUCAGCCAAAUAACUGCUGUCCUGUUCAAGAGGCUUUCAGUGUGGUUCACAUUCCCGGAAAGGGUUGGGACGAUAGGAGUGCACUGCAAAUGGAGUCUUUCAUCUGUAAAUAUAAAAGUGAAUGCUGCAUUUGA
Molecule: messenger RNA, 492 nt
Organism: Enterobius vermicularis (human pinworm)
Lineage: Eukaryota; Metazoa; Nematoda; Chromadorea; Rhabditida; Oxyuridae
Source: the annotation of a GenBank genome assembly